Molecule: messenger RNA, 3604 nt
Organism: Cuscuta campestris
Lineage: Eukaryota; Viridiplantae; Streptophyta; Magnoliopsida; Solanales; Convolvulaceae
Source: the annotation of a GenBank genome assembly
UACCAUUUUGAAGUGACACGGUACCAAAUGGUUUUCGUCGUAAAACUAAAACGUACCAAACUAUUUGAAUAGUACUGGUACUAUUUUUUUUUGAAAAUCUCGAAUCUUAAUGAAUUGCGCCCACAAAAAAAGAAAAAUCAUUUUGAGAGGCAGCACUCGCAAAGCAAACCAGGGGCGGCACAUAACAAAGCUGACAGUACUCAAGGCCCAGGCCGCAGUCUUUUUAUCCGGCCGUUUCCUUUCUCCAAUGGUGGGAUCAACUCCAUUCUCCCCGGGCUGCGCUAAUAAGUUGCACGUGGUUGAUGCCGUAUUCCCAUUUGUAAUGAACUGCGUUGUUGCAAAAAGUCUGGGCAGUAAACUUCGAGGCAACCGCAGGGAGCUUAGAGACUUCACAGCCAAGUUGGCUGCAUUAGUACACAAAAGGGGAGAAGAUUGCAGCACCAUGAGUGCCUUCACUCCUUUAUCUGGUUUCACCACGCAUGGUAAUCCCUGUCGGAUUAAACGUACACUAGGACGAGAAAUAAGGUCCUUCUCUAGUGCUAUCCCACAAAGAAUUGAGGAAGAUCAUGUGGCAGCUAGUGCUGCACAGCCAGCUGAGGCUGAAGCAGUCAAACAAAACAGAAGAUGCAAGGGUAGUUACUUUAAUGUUGCCCAUUCUCAAAAACCUCCUGAGAAAGUACAAUCUAGUGACCAUUUUCCACAACCAUCAGUAUGCACCAAACUAAGGUCAAUCAAUAAGGUUAGAGGUUCAACAUUAUCUCCAAUCUCACCAGCUCCAAAUGCUAUUGAACCUAUUGAGUUGCUAGAAGCAAAAAGUAAAAAAAAUAAGUUGGAGAAAUCUUUUAAGAAAGAUGAAGGCAUUCUAAGUCGGGAGAUUGAAAGCAGCUAUGAUGUUUUGGUUGGACAUAACCAGACUCAGCUUGCAAAAUCUACUGCCACGGAGAAGAGCAUUACCAAGGCCAACCUUUGUGAGAGGCUGGAGUCCAUCUAUGACAAAGUUCUCAUAGUCAACAACAUCUCACUGGCCAAGGAAGUUGUCAGUAAGCUUACAAAUGAGUACAGAAAUUUAAUCCAUGCAUGCGAUACUGAGGUAGCCAAGAUUGAUGUCAAACGUGAGACACCAGUUGAUCAUGGAGAAAUCAUAUGCUUCAGUAUUUAUUCUGGACCACACACUGAUUUUGGAGAUGGCAAAUCUUGUGUCUGGGUUGAUGUCCUUGAUGGAGGUGGGAAUGAUAUUUUAGUAGAAUUUUCUCCGUUUUUUGAAGAUCCAUCAAUUAAAAAGGUAUGGCACAACUAUAGUUUUGAUUGCCACAUCAUAGAGAACUAUGGACUCAAAAUGGCUGGGUUUCAUGCUGAUACAAUGCACAUGGCUCGAUUAUGGGAUUCCUCCAGACGUACAAAGGGAGGCUAUUCUCUUGAGGCACUUACUGGUGAUACAUCUGUCAUGUGUGAUGCAAGUGUGUCCCCUGGUGAAGAGCUGCUUGGUAAAGUGUCCAUGAAAACUAUUUUUGGCAGGAACAAACUCAAGAAAGAUGGAACUGACGGUAAAGUCGACACCAUUCCAUCUGUUGAAGAGUUGCAAAGAGAGGAUCGUAAAUUAUGGAUUUGUUACUCUGCCUUAGAUUCCAUAAGCACUUUGAUGCUUUAUGAUAGUUUGAAAACAAAACUCUCUAACCGUGUCUGGAAGUUUGAUGGAGUUUGUGAAGGGAACAUGCUCAACUUUUAUGAGAAAUACUGGCUUCCAUUUGGUGAGCUUUUAGUUCAGAUGGAAACUGAGGGUGUGCUUGUUGAUCGCGGUUAUCUUGCGGAGUUAGAGAAAGUGGCUCAAGCUGACCAGGAGAUUGCUUCUAACAGAUUUCGCAACUGGGCAUCUAAGUACUGCCCUGAUGCAAAAUACAUGAACAUGGGAAGCGAUGUGCAGUUGCGUCACCUCUUUUUUGGUGGCACUCUGAACAAAAAGGACCCUAAUGAGAUUCUUGAUGAUCCGAAAGAUUUCACAGUUCUCAACAGAGUCAACACAGAGAAUAUAUCUAAAGAAGACAAAAAGGCUCCAAAAUUUCAUAAGAUCACCCUUCAUAAGAUUGGUGACCGCAUUGAGACUGCUCUGUACACUGCUAGUGGAUGGCCAUCUGUUAGUGGAGAUGCUUUAAGGGCUCUUGCUGGUAAAGUUUCUUCUGAUUUUCAAAUCACGUGUGGAGCAGAUGAAAAUGAAGAAGAAGAGUCCGUUUCAAGCAAAGAUGAGUCUUUUGUGGCUAAUACUGAAGCAUUCUAUACCGAGCUAGAUGCUACAGGGUAUGGAACAGCUUAUAAGGCUUUUGGAGGUGGUGAAGAUGGAAUAGAGGCAUGCUAUGCCAUUUCCUCUUUAUGUCAUAUCUGCUCCAUCAACUAUCUUAUUUCAAAUUUCAUCAUCCCUUUGCAGGGCUGUGCAGUAUCAGGAAAGAGCGGGCGCAUCCAUUGUUCACUAAACCUAAAUACUGAAACUGGGCGCUUGUCAUCAAGGAAGCCAAAUUUGCAGAACCAGCCUGCUCUAGAAAAAGACACCUAUAAAAUUCGUCAGGCGUUCAUAGCUUCACCUGGGAAUUCCUUAAUUGUUGCUGACUAUGGGCAGUUGGAACUUAGAAUUCUUGCACAUCUUGCAAAUUGUAAGAGCAUGUUAGCUGCCUUUGAAGCUGGUGGAGACUUCCAUUCGAGGACUGCUUUAAACAUGUAUCCACACAUACAAGAAGCACUUGAACGGAAACAGGUUCUCCUUGAGUGGCACCCGCACCCUGGUGAGGAUAAGCCAUCAGUUCCAUUACUAAAGGAUGCGUUCGCUUCUGAAAGAAGGAAAGCAAAGAUGCUUGAUUUUUCCAUUGCUAAUGGAAAAAAUACAAUGGGACUUGCACGGGAUUGGAAGGUUUCUGUGAGGGAAGCCAGGGAAACAGUAGACCGGUGGUAUAGUGACAGGAAGGAGGUUCUAACUUGGCAAGAACAACGCAAAUCUGAAGCACAUCGAUUUGGAUGUGUUUACACACUGUUAGGACGGGCUUGCUGGUUCCCUUCACUCAAUCUAGCAACCGCCUAUUUCAAAGGCCACAUUGAACAAGCUGCCAUCAAUACUCCUGUCCAGGGAAGUGCUGCAGAUGUUGUAAUGUGUGCCAUGCUAGAAAUAUCAAAGAACCAACGGUUAAAGGAGCUUGGCUGGAAAUUGAUUUUACAGGUUCACGACGAAGUAAUUCUUGAAGGACCGACGGAAUCAGCAGAGGAAGCAAAGGGUAUUGUGGUUGACUGUAUGUCGAAGCCGUUUGAUGGGAAGAAUAUUCUCAGAGUUGGCCUCUCUGUUGAUGCCAAAUGUGUUCAGAGUUGGUAUUCUGCCAAAUAGAGUUUGUGCUCCUGCACUAAUGCUCUUAGUCUCAUUUUUAUCAUCUUUUAGGCUGGCAUAUCUCUCUCUCUCUCUCUCAUGGAACAUGGCUUGCUUCUGUAUAUUUUUGUAUUUGGAUAGAAUGGCAAAAUUGGAGUUGCAAGGUAACUUUGUGCAAAGACGGCAUGCAUUGUAUGUGUACCACAAGAUGAAUCUUCACUCGAUUAAUGCCAAUACAUCUGUUCAUAAAUACUCUUUCACAUU